UGCAGUGCAAGUAAGAAGAAGGUGGUUGCCGUUCCGUAACUAAGCGCUGCCAUAGACGAUUUGUUAGCUACGAAGGUUUCGGCGGCCUCGUUGAAUCCAUAAUCUUGAAGAGUCUAUUAUCGAGGAAUCUUAUGAGAGAGCAAGAGAAUAAGAUGUAAAAAACGAGAGAGAGAUCACGCUUACACAAGCGCGUACAAAGGUAAGCGAAGUCUUUUAAUCGUUAUCGCAACGAAUGCGAUCAAUGGAAUGAACGGGAGAUCGUUACGUUACGUGGCAAAUGGCCUUGGGUAGAGUGGUUAGCAUGAGAACAUCGAUGGGUGUCCAGAUGCAGGCAAUCGAGAACUCCAGGAAGAACGCUGUCGUGAGAAACUAGAUAAUCAAAAAGAAAAAAGAAGAGUAAAAAUAAAAAGAAGAAGGAAAAAAUGAACGCUUUGAAUAAUUCAAUAUUCGAAAAAUCGUUUCGAUCUAAGAUCAAGUAAAAUAACCUCGUAAAAGCAGAGUAGCAUUGGAUUAGGUUUGCGAAAGGAUUGUGGGAAAAGUGUCGUUUUAAGCACGAUGACGUAGACUCCAGCAGCAAAGAGAAAACUCGUGAUAGGUGGUCCUGUGGUCAAGGGUUCGCCAUAAUCGUCCUCCAUCGCAUUGGCGAAACACGUUUUGAAAAUGAACACAUUUAAGCUGUUCAGCAUCAACGCCCAUAUCGUGCAGAGCAAUUUUGCCAUUACGAAGAUCGACGGACAUCUCCAUCAGCAAUUUUUUCCUUCUUUCUAACGUCGAGAUAUCCAAGGAAUAUCUACGACAUCGCUGAUGAUAUCUCGAGUUAUCGAAACAGACUAGUUUCUUUCUGCUUUUUCAAAUUUAUAAAAGUAAAGAUUUCAAAUUGCGUCGACGAUUUCAUUAAAUCUCAAUGAUUAUCUUUUGUUUCUUUUCUCUCUAAUUUUGAUGUUGACAUUUAUGUAUGUCUGUAACCUAACUAACAUGUUCCGGUAACAUGUUUAAUUGACGGCGAAAUUGAUGGUAGAUCUAAGUGAUACAACGUUAGCUUAUUAUACAAUAUGGACACCGUCAAGGAAUACGUCGGAUGUAUCAAUCCUCAUUGGGUAGCUAUAGUUUCAGCGGGAAUGUACACUUAUCUCAGGCACAUAUGUAUAGUCGGUUUGUGUUUCGAAGAGGAGAAUAAUCCACCUUUUGAUCCGUCUUAUUCUUCGAUACUUUUCGUUUUCUCGGCUUUGUGCCUUGUUGCCGAGUACAGACUUUGGCCAAGGUCAUUGAAAGAACCGCCGAUACAGCUUCUUUAUAUUUACGAGAUGUUGGUGGCUGCCUUGGCAACAAAUCUUGUAACUCGAGCUAUCUGGCUACCAUUGAUGCAUGUAAUAUAUUGCUUAACUCAAGAGUCGAGUAAAUGGUUAUUAUGGUUAAACACGACGAUAGGUUUGAGUCGUUAUUCGUUUGUGACGACAUUCGCUUAUUAUCUGGCCAAAGAAAACGCGGCUACACAUAUGGCUUUUUGCUUAUCUUUAUUGUCUUUCGUAUGGAUGUUAGACGCCACCGAAUCGCUGGACACAAUUUUGGAUAUCUGGGCCAAGUAGUAAAAUAGAAACAAAAUACAUCGAAGAAACAUUUAAGGAAUCUUUGGAAUCUCACGAGCGUCUCGAGAAAAGGAUCUCUUUUCGAAAUCCCGAAGUGACGGAUUGUUUUACUUACAGACUCGCGACUAAAUCUGAUCCAUAAAAAAUCAGAGAUGUUAUUAAAUCAAUGUUAUUCGUUGUCAAUGUAUAUCGUCCUGUUUCAUGUAUGUGUCUCAUAAAUAUGUGAUACCGUUGUCCUAUUGAUAAAAAAUAAAACAUUUCAAAAGAGAAAACAAAAUUUCAGUUAUAUCUUUUUAUUCGUACAAUUACGAUUAGUGACACAAUAUUUUAUAAUUUUCGAAGUUAAAAGAGGAACACGGUUUAUGACGAUAGGUACUUUCAAGAAUCAGAACCAUAUUUUAACCACAUCUCGACAUUGCUAAAGUGCCUAAGUCGAGGCAAUGUUCCCUUUAGUAUCGGGAUCUUAUACAUAAUUCAUCGCAUUUCCCGAUAGCUUUUCCCUAGAGUGGCCGAGA
Messenger RNA from Vespula pensylvanica (western yellowjacket), 2101 nucleotides. RefSeq lists its product as uncharacterized. Bases 1053 to 1586 code for a protein of 177 amino acids. The record is from RefSeq and is a predicted model, not a curated record. The transcript has 4 exons. Lineage: Eukaryota; Metazoa; Arthropoda; Insecta; Hymenoptera; Vespidae.